Sorghum bicolor (sorghum) is the source of this 2384-nucleotide messenger RNA. Its product is annotated as zinc finger protein CONSTANS-LIKE 9. The record is from RefSeq and is a predicted model, not a curated record. The transcript is spliced from 5 exons. Gene Ontology annotation, molecular function: protein binding; zinc ion binding. Bases 439 to 1674 code for a protein of 411 amino acids. NCBI's taxonomy places the organism in Eukaryota, Viridiplantae, Streptophyta, Magnoliopsida, Poales, Poaceae.
GGAAAAGCGCACAAAAGCGCACCGGCGUGGGCCCCGCCACCUCAUCCCCCCUCUCAGCUCUCGCUCGCUCGCUCGCGCUUGCUCUACGCUACUACCACCAGCCUCUGCCUGCCUUCCUCUUUCUUCCCCUUUGCAGCCAGCUCUCUGCUCUCUGCAUCUCUCUCUUCCUGCGUCCCCUUCCCCUCUCUCUCUCUAAAGAAAGGUUGUUUUUAACUAGGGUUCUGGCCCCUUUCCAGAAGCUCCUGGGUUUCUGUUGCGGACCCGAGCCCCCGCGGAGCGCUCGGGGUGCUCCGGCGGAUCUGAGCUGAGGAGUCGACGGCGGCUGCUCUGCCUCAGUCCGGUUCCUUGUAAUUAUUGAUCGGGAAACACUGUGAAGAAGAGUUUGUUGGCAUCAUACAUCUCCUGAAGCUGGUUUGAAGUUUGCUGAUAGGAAAGGUCAUGGGCGCUCUCUGCGAUUUCUGUGGGGAGCAGAGGUCCAUGGUUUACUGCCGAUCAGAUGCAGCAUCCUUGUGUUUAUCAUGCGACCGUAAUGUUCAUUCAGCUAAUGCACUUUCUCGGCGCCAUACAAGGACCCUUUUAUGUGACCGGUGUGCUUCACAGCCUGCUAUGGUCCGCUGUCUAGCGGAGAAUGCCUCACUUUGCCAAAAUUGUGAUUGGAAUGGCCACAUUGCAGGAUCCUCAGCUGCCGGACACAAAAGGCAGACUAUAAAUUGCUACUCAGGAUGUCCAUCAUCUGCAGAACUUUCUAGAAUAUGGUCCUUCGUUUCAGAUAUUCCUAAUGUAGCACCUGAGCCGAACUGUGAGCAAGGAAUAAGCAUGAUGAGCAUCAGCGACAGUGGUGUCAGUAGUCAAGAUAAUGCUGCAGGGGACAAUAAUUUGUUAGAUAUAGCUAGCGAAACACUUAUAAGUGAUCUUGGUACUUGUGACAAGCCUUUGGUAGGUUCCUCUUCAGGAGCUGGAGUGAACCUGCUUCCGCUUGCUACUGAUCAGACAGCUGGAUCUGUGGACUCCCCACCAGAUAAGGAUUCCUGUGUGCAGGUUCCCUAUACACCAGAUAAAGAUAUGUUCAGUAAGGACAGCAUAUAUGAAGAUUUUUGUGUGGAUGAUGUUGACCUUGCUUUUGAAAAUUACGAAGAACUCUUUGGUACCUCUCAUAUUCAAACAGAGCAACUGUUUGAUGAUGCUGGAAUAGACAGUUACUUUGAAGUGAAGGAAGCACCUGCUGGGAAUUCCACCGAGCAAUCCAAGUUGAAGCAACCUGCUAAUAGCAAUGCGGUAUCUGCUGACUCUGGGAUGUCGAACCCAGGAGUGAAAGGUGAUUCCAGUGUUUGUAUCCCUUUGAGGCAGGCUAGGUCUAGUCUGUCUCUUUCCUUUUCCGGUUUGACUGGGGAGAGUAGUGCUGGAGACCACCAAGAUUGUGUGGUAUCAUCAUUGCUUCUUAUGGGUGAGCCUCCUUGGCAGCCUCCUGGCCCUGAGGGCUCAAUUGCUGGAGGUAGUAGAGACAGCGCUAUCACACGAUACAAGGAGAAGAAGAAGAGAAGAAAGUUCGACAAGAAGAUCAGGUAUGCUUCUCGCAAGGCUAGAGCAGAUGUGCGAAAGAGGGUCAAGGGACGAUUUGUUAAGGUUGGUGAAGCAUAUGACUACGAUCCUCUCUGCCAAACAAGGAGUUACUGAAGCGAUUUAGAUUAGCAAACUUAAACCAAGGCUCGUUGCAGCUAGAGCAAAAGCACUGGCAAUCCAAGCUAUUGGGCUAAAUCGCGCCUUUGAAAAGAACAACAAAAAAAGGGAGAAAGCCGUCGGCAUGAUAAAAAAAAUACAAAAAUAUUUGGAUGUUUCAGAAGUUUUUGGAUGAAGAUCCUCCUUUUUUCUCCUGUACAGUGGAUGGAAACUGCAUCUUCCGUUUCUUUUUGCUGGAGCGAUUUGAGUUACUCUUCACCUUUUGUGAAGUAGCCUGAACCCAGCUAAACAGACUUGUUGCAUUUUUAUCUCCGUUCUGCUGACUCUGGCAUCGGUCCACGUGCAUAGUCUGGCAGCUGCGGUGUUUUUGGAGGCGUUCGUACCAGAUUAGACAAAGAUGGCUUUAGAUGUGACCUGUGAAGUUUCCUUCUAUUAUUAUCAUGUAAAAUUUGCUGGGAUCUGCAGUGUUUCAGCUAUUAUGAGUGUGUAAUUACCGGGUCGGAGUCAACCUGGUGGUCAGUUUGAUCUUUUUAAGUUGGUGAUGGAACCCAUGUAAUAACUGGACAGUGGACACCAACUUUCUGUGCUCACUCUGUCCAACCAAACCAACUUCCAGACUGACUCCUGUUAUUAUUAUCUGUAUUGUGUACCAACUACUGAGCAAGUGAGCAUGUGCUCAAACCUCAAAUACGUCCUCUUGUAUCAAA